Molecule: messenger RNA, 3519 nt
Organism: Protopterus annectens (West African lungfish)
Lineage: Eukaryota; Metazoa; Chordata; Ceratodontiformes; Protopteridae
Product: alpha-tectorin-like
Exons: 12
Coding region: 1-3519 (1172 amino acids)
Biological process (GO): cell-matrix adhesion
Source: RefSeq, a predicted model, not a curated record
AUGAGAGCUGAUUAUGCCAAAUCACAGAUUGCUGUUGGUCCGAGAGAUAGCUGUGGAACCGUUGGUGACAGAGUGGGAAAAGGAGAGAUUAGUGAGGACAAAGAGAAGGAUGUUGUGAGAUACCAUAUCAAAAGCUUUUGCCUUCAUAUAGAAACUAAUUACUUCACUGUAUGCGAUUUGAGCAUGAAUCUCAGCAGUGCUCUUGUAAUGAUUGCUAGAUGCAUUUUCACCAAAUGUGAGUUUCAAGGGAUGAGAGGUUUACUGUUUCUUAUGCUAAAGCUUCACUUUUAUCCAUAUGGCCCUCAACAAGGAGACAUUGAAAACCCAAAAAAUGAUGAUGGUGGAUCACCUGAAAUUCCCAUUUCAGUAGCAUUUCCCUUUUUUGAGAAAUUCUACACAUCUCUCUAUGUGAACAACAAUGGAGUGGUUUCCUUCCAAGCACCUGUAUCACAAUACACACCAAAUGCUUUCCCUUUGUCAGAUGGAAGGGCCUUUGUGGCACCAUUCUGGGCAGAUGUGGAUAACAGUUUGUAUGGAUCUGUGUACUACAGAGAGAGUGUAAAUGCAGAGCUUCUCCAUAGGACCACUGCAGAAGUCAACAGAUACUUUCCAGAACUACAGUUCACUACUACCUGGGUAUUUGUAGCCACAUGGGAUCAAGUUGCCUUUUUUGGAUCAUUGUCAAGUAAGGCAAAUACAUUCCAGGCUGCACUGAUUACAGAUGGAAUCCUCUCUUUCAUUAUUUUGAACUAUGGAGACAUAAAAUGGACUACAGGCACAGCAAGUGGAGGAAAUAGUACUGCUGGUUUGGGAGGAGUCCCUGCACAGGCUGGAUUCAACAGUGGGAAUGCAGCACACUAUUUCAGCAUUCCUGGCUCAAGAACAAAUGAUGUUUUGCACAUUGGCUCUACAAGUAAUAUCAAGUAUCCAGGACGCUGGGUUUUCAGAGCUGAUGUGUUCAGUGUAGCUGGUGGUUGCUUGUAUAAUGGAAGCUUUUUCCGUCCUGAUGACAUAUUCUGGAUAGAUAGUGCCUGCCAAAGGAAAUGUGUGUGCUUAGAAAACAACACAGUGAGCUGUGAAGAUGUAGGAUGUGCUACAUACCAAGUAUGUCAGCCUUCUUCCUGGUACCAUAUUUGCCUAACAGUUGGCAUAAAGACCUGCACAGUGUCUGGUGACCCACACUACUACACUUUUGAUGGGAAGCUUUUCCAUUUCCAAGGCACUUGUACCUACAUUUUAUCCCAGAUGUGUGGGAACAAUCACAAUCUUACUAAUUAUAGAGUUGAAGCCAAAAAUGAAAACCGUGGAAAUGUAUUAGUAUCCUGGACUCAACUCAUCCGUGUGAUUGUUUAUGGGAAUGAAAUUGUAAUGGCCAGGGACAGUACAGAGCAGGUCAUGGUAAACAAUGUGAUGUCAUUACUCCCGUUAUCUCUUGUGGAUGGGAAAAUCAAAGUAUUUAAAAGCGGCUUUUCGAUUACAGUCAGUACAAAUUUUGGAUUGGUUGUUAGCUAUGAUGGAUAUCACUUCACCACCAUCUCUAUCCCUAUGAGUUACUAUAACUCUACUUGUGGAUUGUGUGGCACUUUAACUGAUGACCCAUUUGAUGAUUUCUUGACAUCUGAGGGAGUAUUGUCAUUAACAGACCUUGAAUUUGUCAACAGCUGGAUGGUUCAAGAUAAUGAUAUUCAUUGUGGAGAUGAGCAUGAUGAAGAUUACAGUUUUGCCUGCAGUGCUGAAGACUAUGCACGUUUUUCCGGAAAUGCCUACUGUGGUAUUAUAAUCAGUCCUGAGGGGCCAUUUAACAUGUGCAAACAUCAACUCCCUUCCCAGAGUUUCUUGGAUAGCUGUAUAUAUGAUCUCUGUGCAGAUGGUGGCUACUUACCAACUUUGUGUCAAGCUUUGAGCUCUUAUGCAGCAAGGUGUGAAGCAGAAGGAAUGCCUCCAAAAACCUGGCGAAAAAAAGGGUUCUGUGAAAUCAACUGCCCAGAGAACAGUCAUUAUGAAUCCUGUGGCACCGCAUGUCCUGCCAGCUGUGUAGAUUCUACAGCCCCUUUGUUCUGUAACAAACCAUGCAGAGAGAGCUGCAUUUGUAAUGAUGGCUAUAUCCUCAGUGGAGGAAAGUGUGUCGCCCUAAGUCAGUGUGGGUGCCAAUUUCAAGGGCAUUACUACAGUGUUGGAACAGAAGUGAUACUCACAGAAACUUGCAGUAAGAAGUGCAUAUGCAGAAAUGCAACUUCAGAAAUGAAAUGUCAAGAUUAUGGAUGUACAAAUGCCUAUGAGGAAUGCAGAAUUGUAAAUGGCAUCCGUGGUUGCUACCCUACUCAGUAUGGCACUUGUUGGGUCUCGGGUGACCCUCACUAUUACACAUUUGAUGGACUUCCUUUUGAUUUCCAAGGAACAUGUAGUUAUAUACUCACUAAGUACUGUGGAAAGUCAAGUAGUCUUGUGGACUUCAGUGUUAAAGUGGAAAACGAAAACAGAGGCACUCCUCUUGUAUCUUGGACACGUCUAGUGGAAGUUAAUGUCUAUAAUCAUCACAUUGUGAUAUCUAUGAAGUACCGUGGGAAGGUCCAGGUUGAUGGACUGAUUGUGAAUCUUCCAGUUGCUCUUGAAUGUGGGACCAUAUUAAUUUACCAUAGUGGCUCAUCAGCUGUAAUUGAGACAGAUUUUGGACUUAUCGUCUCAUAUGACUGGUAUCACCUGGUUUCAGUUAAGAUAUCAGGGACAUACUCAGGGCAAUUGUGUGGACUCUGUGGAAACUUUAACUGGGACAUCAAUGAUGAGUUUAUCACUCCUUCUGGCUACGUUACUGAAAGUCCAUUGCACUUUGGAAACAGCUGGCAAGAUCAAACUGUAGGCAGCCACUAUCUCACCUGCCUGGAAAAUAGUCACUAUGAAGUCUGCACAUCUUCCUGCCCUGCUUCCUGCACAAACCUGGCCUUUCCUAGCAGUUGUCAGGCAUCAUGUGAAGAGGGCUGCCAGUGUAACAAUGGCUUUGUGCUGAGUGGGGAAGAGUGUGUUACUCUUGUACAAUGUGGAUGUAUGUACAACAGUAAAUACUACAAAGCAGAUGAGACCUUCUGGAAUGGUAACAACUGUGAAGAGAUAUGUAAAUGUGACUCUGCCACCAACACAGUGCAGUGUUCCAAUUCUUCAUGUGCACCAGGUGAAAUCUGUGGAAUUAGAAAUGGAAUUCAUGGCUGCUAUCGACUGCCUCAUGGAAUUUGCUGGGCUACUGGAGAUCCCCAUUAUAUAACUUUUGAUGGAGCAUCGUAUGAUUUCCAGGGUACCUGUAAAUAUGUUUUAGCCGAGCUGGUUAACACAACUGAAGCUUCUGAUUACUUUAGGAUUGAGGUUAAGAAUGAAAACUGGGCUGAUGUGCCUGUUUCAUUUACAGCCAAAGUUUUCAUUUUUGUGUACGACACUCAAAUACAAUUUGAAAGAGGGUAUCCUGGAACAGUUAAGCUUCAUUUCAAGUUACACAUGAAGAAACAUGUCCCAGAGAAACACAGGCUUUGA